Molecule: messenger RNA, 2608 nt
Organism: Sphaerulina musiva SO2202
Lineage: Eukaryota; Fungi; Ascomycota; Dothideomycetes; Mycosphaerellales; Mycosphaerellaceae
Product: small oligopeptide transporter
Exons: 5
Coding region: 165-2576 (803 amino acids)
Biological process (GO): transmembrane transport
Molecular function (GO): oligopeptide transmembrane transporter activity
Source: RefSeq, a predicted model, not a curated record
GUGAUAAGGCGAUACACAAGCAUCACGAAGACAUGAUAAGCCGUCUUCGCCACAGCUUAGCCCCCGUGGCAUUCUCAUUCUCACACGUGAAACCAUAACUAUCAUGACCGUACGCAGCUGAGUCUCUCCCGGUUCUGCUUUGUGACAAGCUUCGACCGCCCACCAUGAAUCGUCUACGGAGACCAUGGACCCUUCAGCGGCAGAAGACGGACGGUAUACAGCUGAAUACCACCGAAGACUUUGGCAAGAAACCUUCUGGAUCAGACGAAGAAAAUGGGGUAGAGUUACCGGAGAAGAAUGGAGCGGGAGGGAAUGUAGAGCCUGUCGACAUGCAGCACGGCCACCUCCAAGAGAUUGAAGUUGAUCUCGAUCAUGUCGUGCACGAUCAGGAGUUGAAGGAUAUCGAUUCCGACACGUCUCCCUACCCCGAAGUGCGUGCGGUCGUGCCCGAAACCGACGAUACGACCAUACCAGUCAAUACCCUUCGCAUGUGGAUUCUGGGCACGAUAUGGGUCCUGAUCGGUGCGGGAGUGAAUCAGUUCUUCUCGUUACGAUAUCCCGCCGUGCACAUCGUGUCCAUUGUGGCAGAGCUACUGGCAUAUCCCAUGGGAGUUGCACUAGCAAAGAUCCUACCCAUCAUGACUGUGCAACUCCCAUAUUUUGGGGAGUGGCGGGUCAAUCCUGACCAUCACUUCAACAUCAAGGAACACGUCGUCAUAGUCAUCAUGUCCAACGUCACGAUUGGCUUUGGCGGAGGCGCCGACGCGACCAACAUCAUUCAAGCAGCGAAGAAAUUCUACAGCUUCGAUGUCAGCCCCGGAUUUAGCAUCCUCGUCGUCCUAUGUUGUCAAGUCUUGGGCUUUGGCGUCGCAGGACUCUGUCGGCAAUGGCUGGUGGAGCCCGCCAACAUCAUCUGGCCAGGAGUAUUGGGCAAUUGUGCUCUCCUCAAUUCGUUGCACAGCCGCGCCAAUGUGGUUGCCAAUGGCUGGAAAAUCUCUCGGAUCCGCUUCUUUAUGAUUGUCAUGUUGUGCGCGUUCUGCUGGUAUUGGCUUCCAGGACUGAUGUUCACCGCUCUCUCCUACUUCACCUGGGUCUGCUGGAUUGCACCCAACAACGUCGUGGUGAAUCAACUCUUUGGCUUUCAAACGGGCUUGGGAUUGAGCCCCAUCACCUUCGACUGGUCGCAGAUUGCCUACAACACCAACCCGCUCUUGUCACCCAGUUGGGCUGCGAUCAAUGUCUUUGCGGGUUUUGCCUUUUUCUACUGGAUCGUGGUGCCUGGACUGUACUACACCAACGUCUGGUAUACUGCUUUCCUGCCCAUGAUGACGGCAGAUGUCUACGAUCGGACGGGCGCCGACUACGACGUUUCCAAAGUCCUCACUGCAUCCGGUACUCUCGAUCCCGUUGCCUACGCCGCCUACUCACCUCCCUAUCUGAGCGCUACAUUCGCCUUUGUAUACGGCUUAUCCUUUGCCUCCAUUACCGCCGUGUUGGUACACGUGUAUCUAUGGCACGGCAGCGACAUCUAUGCCGCUCUCCGCGGAAGACAAAAACUCGACAUCCACGGCCGACUGAUGCGGGCCUAUCGACACGUCCCGUGGUGGUGGAACGUCGUCCUCCUAUGCAUCUUCACCGCCCUCUCCAUCGUACUCGUCGAAGUCUACGACACCAAACUCCCCGUCUACGGCGUCUUCCUCGCGCUCCUCAUCCCCGCCAUCUACAUGGUCCCGUGCGGCAUCAUCCAAGGAAUCACCAACGUCGAUGCCAACCAGCUCAACGUCCUCUCCGAGUUCAUCGGAGGAUACAUGUUUCAAGGAAAGCCUUUGGCAAACAUGGUCUUCAAAAUCCUCUCCACCGACGUCGUCUCACAAGGCAUUUUCUUUGCGCAAGAUCAAAAACUCGGCCACUACUUCAAGAUCGCCCCUCGAACCGUCUUUUGGGCCCAAGGCUUCGCUACCAUCCUCGGAGGUCUGACUCAGACAGGCGUCACACUGUGGAUGCUGGGAAACAUUCAAGAUGUAUGUUCUUCCGAUCAACCCGACAGCUUUACCUGUCCCAACGGCCGAACCGUCUUCUCCUCGUCGGUGAUUUGGGGCCUCGUCGGCCCUGCGCGAUUGUACUCUAUCGGGAAAAUCUACAGCAAACUCCUCCAUUUCUUCUGGAUUGGAGCUCUCAUUCCCCUCGCGACGUGGGCCGCGUGGAAGUAUACGAAACAGGAGUGGUUGCGAAAGAUCAAUUGGCCGCUAAUUUUCGUCGGGACGUAUAAUGUUCCACCUGCGACAGGAAUCAACUACAGCUCCUGGGCCAUGGUAAACGUCAUUUUCAACUCCUACAUCAAAAGCAAAGCUUUUGCCUGGUGGGCCAAAUACAACUACAUUCUCGCUGCAGCAUUAGAUUUUGGCACGGCAUUUGCAGGAAUUAUCAUCUUCUUCGCUGUCAGCUAUCCCGGCUACUCUUUUCCCGACUGGUGGGGUAACAACGUAUAUCUGAAUACCGCAGAUGGGAGAGGUGAGGCGUGGAAAGCGAUGCCUGAAGUAGGUUAUUUUGGACCUGCGAAUGGGACGUGGAGUUAGUCACAUUACAUGUAUAUAAUACCUAUGUAUAC